CUGACGUCACGGCGCUUCUUCCCUACUACUAAACUCGGUGAGGGCGGCGUGUGCGCUUGACCGAUAGGUCUUUUAAGCCAAUCGGCUCUCGGGAGGGCCGGCAGCUGUGGAGAGGGUACUCCAAUAGGCGCGCGGCUGGGGGCGGGUCUCCGCUGCUGGGAGUUGGGUUGAUCUAGCUCCUGGGCUUGUUUCCCUGGCUCUGCUUGUACAUGGGGGAUUGGGGUAUGCGGGCAAGCAGCGCUCUCAGAAAUAAGGGCACCUUAUUGUCCAGCACCCCUCAGUCGGAGGUUUUCACUGGUACGGUAAGAAAUAACGGAUGAGGGUGUCACUGCCUAUUCCCCAUCCUUAAUUGGAAAUAGAUAAAUCUUCUGGACCAGAUGAUUAAAUGUACCAAAGGAAAUGUUGGCUCGUGAGCACUGAACUACCAUGGAGGUCUGUGAAUGAGAACAGAGAUGCAGCACGGCAACCAGGGAAUGCAUGGGGAAUAUUGAAACAGCACAUAAAGAACGUCCAAUGCUCGUUAGUGUGAGCAGUGGAAAAGGAGCAACUACCAUGGUAACGCUAAUCACAGAAAAAUUGCAGAAUCAGAGCCUGGAAGACAUCACUUGCAAGGCCUACAGUAUUAAUGUGCGCUCCACUGAGAAACUGAAUGAAAGUGGCAGUUUGUUUCCAUAUGAAAUUGAUGAAGAAAGUCCAUGGACACUUGUAAACCGGACUUGCUCAACUAAAGCCGAGACAAACCGCAGUGUGGCUUUUCCUUUUACAACAUGCACAUUUAACCAUAACCUGGCUGACCAUGUUGGGUUGCAAUGGCAAAUCAACACAAAUAAAGCCUCUGUUUCCGGCUGGAUCAGUGAGUUGAGUCUCAGUGAGAACUCGAGUACACCUUUGGCCCCACCCACAAAACGACAUUGCAGGUCUCUUUCGGAGCCUGAUGAAUUAUCCCGGUGCCGAUCUCCUUGGAAACCCUGUAGUUCCAAGGUCUGGACUCCUGUGUCAAAGCGGCGGUGUAACAGCGGUGGUAGUGCAACCUUGCAGCGCUGCAACAGCCAUGGAAGUGCCACACUGCAGAGGAGCACGAGUAUCAAUCUGCUCCAACAGACCAGUAAACAUGCAUUAUCACUCAACAACAGUAUAUUUAAUGUCACCAGCUUCAAUACUUCACCAGUACCAAGGCCGUCAUCUGCCAGCAGUGGAUUUGUAGACAGUAGUGAGGGAAGUACAUCAAGUGUACGUUGGAACUCUGCAGGUCCAUUUGACUUUAACCCAAGACGGCGGCUGUCACUUUCACAGGAACACAUUACAGAGACGACAAACCUCUUGCCUUCAGCAAACAGCACUCCCACUUCCACGCCUGAGCUGAGUCGUCGACAGGGUUUGCUGCGAUGUCGCUCACAACCUUGUGUGCUGAAUGAAAGGAAAUGUGGGCUCAAGCGAAGGCGUGAGGAAGAUGUUAGGUGGACACGACCCUCUUUGGACUUCCUGAAGAUGACACGGACGUUAAAGAACUCGAAAAGCCUUUGCUCUCUUGACUAUGAAGAUGAAGAUGAUGACGAUGAUUGUCAUAUGAAAACUAUUGUGUCCUCGCCAUGUGACUCAAAUGAUCUGUUAAUGAAUAUCAUCACUCCGGGCUCCAGUCCACUCAAAGAACAUGACUCUGCACGAUGUCAUGUCCCUGGGAGCCGAGAUGGCUCCCAUCCAAGGAAUUAUGGGAAAGAAGUCACUGUGAGCGAAAGUGAGGAAGAUACAAGUGAUUGUGAAAGCACUGACGAAGGAAUAUUCCGGCUGGACUGUGGCGAUUUGGAUCUAGAACAAAUAGAAAAUAAUUAAUUGCUGCAACAAUGUUCUAGAUAAAACUGGUUGUUUUUAUACUUUUUGUUGUGGUAGAGGAUUACCUUUGCAUAACUCAUGUCCAUUAAAAAAAAUUUUGUUAUUCUGGA
Chiloscyllium plagiosum (whitespotted bambooshark) is the source of this 1940-nucleotide messenger RNA. The record is from RefSeq and is a predicted model, not a curated record. NCBI's taxonomy places the organism in Eukaryota, Metazoa, Chordata, Chondrichthyes, Orectolobiformes, Hemiscylliidae.